AUGGACCUGGCCGUGAGGGAGCGGCUCUUGGCCGCAGAGAGCCGCCGAGAUGUUCAGGCUUUGAAGAAUGCUUAUGAGUUGAUCAAAUCAUCCAGUCAAGGAAAAUUGGCACUUGACUCAUCAGAUAACUUCAGCACCGACUUAUAUGUUUUAUGUGCUGAACAAGCAUUUCAGCUGGGAUAUCUGGAAAUGAGCAGUGACUGUCUACAGAUGUUUUUUAAAGGAAGAUUUCCUGUGAACCAGUUUCUUGGCAGAGCAUAUUUGUGCCAAGGCCAGUUGCACACUCCACUCUCCACAGAUAAUUUGGAAGAGUUUGAAAAGUUUGUGCUGUUUUUCAUGAAGGCAAUAGAUUUUGCAACCCAUGAUCGAAGGUAUUAUUUUUUGAUAUAUAAUGCUUCAGUUCUGUAUUGGCAAGUUGUGAGGCCAUAUCUUAAGCCUGGAUUCCGCUAUUGUCUUAUUCCCAGCCUUUCUCAGAUUGUUAAAGCAUUAAACCAAACUGAAGAGCAAGACAAUGAAUGGAGAGCAGAACUCAUGAUAAAUUUACUUGAGUGCUUCCUUGAUGCUUCCAAACUGAAAGAAGCAAAGGAGUUUUCAUCUACUGCAGCAGCCUUUAUUAAGGAAAAUGUUCCAGAUAAAUACUCUCAAAUAUUUUCUCUAAUGGUAUAUCACAAGCUAAUGGAUAUUGCCCAGGUAGAGAAGGAAAUACAAAAUUCUGUCCAUUUUUCAGUUAUUUAUAAAAUGCAGAUGUUAAAAUUGCAGUGGGACACAAAUGAAUUUCCAAGUGAUGCCAUCGCAAAUCUGAAUUCUGUAUAUGUACUUCUGAAACAAUACAGUGUACCUCCAGCAUCUCUUCUCAGUGUGAAGAUUCCUUUACUUCUGGAAUUAGCUCGUUUUUGUGUGAAAGUAAACUACAUUAAGCUUGCAUAUGAUUGUAUACUUGAUUUGAAGAAAGCUGGGAUUACUGAGCAAGGGAAACUUAUUGAAAUAGAAUGCCUGGAAUGUGAAUAUGAAAUAAAAAAAAAUGGCACUAAAAUUGUGACUUACACCAAAGGAGUUGUUGAGGCUCGGCUGGAAUUGAUAAAAAAUCUUGAAUUAACCUUAAAACAUGCAGUUCAACUGGGAGAUCCUGAUGUGAUUCAGGUUGUUUGUACCACCCAGUGGAAUCUCUGCUUACCACUACUACAAUACAAUUUGCAUCAACAUGUACGAAAGUCGUUGAUGUCAGUUGCUGAUGUCCUUGAAGAGAUUGACAGCAUGUUGGUUUUGUUGCGUUGCCAAGUUCAUAUGGAAAUAGCUCGUAUUGAAGAAGAUGGGGAUAGAAUAGAGGCUGCUGUGGAACAUUUACAAAAAGCUAUACAUCUAGACAACAGUGGGCAAUAUCAAGAACAUCUAAGACUGACUUUUAACCGUCUUCAUUUGUGCACUAUGCUGUAUAAGUCACCUGAGCGUCUAGAGGAUCAGGCAGUAAUGAUGAUUGAACAGGCUAAAAGAGGAAAGCAGAAGGAUAAUAUGAGGAAUAAGAGGUUCCUUCUGGUAAAUGCAGGUCUUGCACUAGCUCCUGAUUCAUUUCAGAUAGUCUUUGACAGUGAAAAUGAAGCUAAAGUUUCCUCAGGUAAAAGUAGGAGUCAUAUAAGCUACCUCUGUGCAAAAGCACAACAUCAUAUUAAAAGCGUGGAGAAAGUUGAUGAACAUUUGAAACACUUAAAUGAGAAUGACAGAGAGAGAAUUAUACUUUGGGCAGAUUUGGCAAAAGUUGCACGUAAACAAGAAGUAUGGGAUGUCUGCCGCGCAGCAUGCAGAUUUUGUAUCUUGUAUGAUGAUACUUUGUUUAGGAAGGUAACAAAGCCUAAAAAAACACAGAAGAAGAAAGCUAGUACAGCUAUGAUGGAUGAUGAUCAAGGUGACAGCUUACCAGGAGAAUCAUUACUACAUGCUAAAUCCUUCUCUUUUGAGAAAGAUUUACUCAGAAUAUUAGCAGAAAUAAGAUUCAUUAAUGCAGAGGCAACUGUUCAUUUAUUAAGAUUGCAGGGAAUUGAACUGAAUGAUCACGCUGUACCUCCACAAGAUAAAAGCCAGUAUCAUCCAGGAUAUGUUUCAUGUCUUCCUGAAAGUGAUCCAGAAUGGAAAACAUACAGUUUAUGGAUAGACUACUUAUCUCAGUAUGCUAUGGAAAACUUCCAACGUGCAGCUGAAAUAGGAGAAGAAUUGAAUGAAGCCUGGAUUGUUCACAAUGCUGUGGUGUAUAUCUUAAACUACAAUAGACAUCUUAUCUCUUCAGGAAGACAGAGGGAAAUUAUUGAGUAUCUGCAGACUCUUCUUGGAGCCAUCAAGACUGUUGGGCACAAUGGAAGUACUGUGAUUUUAUUGAUGUUAUGUAAUGCUUUAGCUCGUGGCUUAAUUCUUUGUUGGAUUCCAAAGCCAAAGCUUGCUGAGAAGAAAAAUAAAGAUGCAGCAACAGACAGCAGCAGAAAAGCUGCAGCAAAGAAACAUGAAAAAGCAAAUGUUGUCCAGUCUGUUUCAGUAGAUCCCAGAGGACUUCCUGAUAUCAAAGCUGCCUUAGAGAUUUGUGAAUUUGCCCUAAAUGUGACAACUGGAACCAUGCCUAAUGAAACAGUACCUAUUGCUGCACAACAACAGGUCAUCGCUACGUGGGUGAAAGCAAAACAGUUAAUUCAGCAGCAGAUUGGACAUAAACUUGGGACUGAGGAGAAUAAUGAUGAAGCACAAAAUCCUAUGGCAAGAAUUCUUGUUGGUCUAGAAAUGUAUUCAUGUAAUGGCUUGGGUCUCAUGGAUUUCGCUGUUCCUAGCUUAUCUCAGGUAUUUAGUUUGAGUUGUAAAUGCAGUUGGUCAGAUUCCUUAGUGGAAUUGCAGACACUGACACGACUUACAUAUUUUGCAUAUGUAUCACAUGACUUUGAAAUAGUGAUGACUUGUUCCAAAAGAAUCUUGCAAUCGGAUGAGAAGUUUAUCCACAAUAGAGAUACUAAGGAAUAUGAAAUGCCUGGUAACAGAGUGAGACAAGAAAUGUUAAGCACUACUGCCUGUAUACAAGGAAGGACUAUAAUGGAAAAUUUGUCUGGAAGAAAACAUGUGCGUGUAGCAGCAUCAAAAGCCUUUGUUCAGAGUGCCAGGUACGCAGGUGAAGCCAGAAAUUAUUCCCUUGUAAUGUUCGCAGCUAGACACUUUUGGAAUACGUGUUUACCUUUGCUAGGUUCUCCACGUGACAGAGAGCAGUUUAAAGAACCUACUGAAAUAAUUCUUCAGAAUAUAAUUAAAGCAGAAUCUAAAGAUAAACAGGAGAAGAAAGAUACGGUGCCUUUGCAUCAGUGGUUUACAAAGGAUUUUCAAAGUGCUGAGGAAGAUCUGACAUUAAGAACCUCCUUGUAUGGGUUAUUAUUCCACAUAUAUGCUGACAGAGCUGACUGGGAGGCAGCACUAAAAGUCCUGGAUGAAGCUAUUAAAGUUUUGCCUCAGACAAGACACAGACUCCUGAUUUUUAAAUAUAUGGCUACAGUGAAGGCAAGAUUGGGAUGCAAUUUUAUGGUGGACGUUCAGAGAUUCAGAGAUGAAAGUGAAGAUUAUUUGUCAUAUAUGUGGCGUCAUUUGGUAACAAUCUCCAGAAGUAUUGUUGGACAGUUAAGCUGUUUUCAGAAUGCAAUCAUUGCUUUACAGAAACAAGAAAAUGUAUGGCAGCAAGUUGAUUAUCUGAUUGAAUUUGCUGAAUGGUUAUACUGUAACCAGUUUCCCCUCAACGAUGUUAAUAAACCUCUGGACUGGGUGAUAGAUCUCUUGCUACACAUGAAAUUUUCUAUGCAAUCCUCACAAGAAGAAGAAAAUUCGAAGAUAGACAUUGGAGCAAAUUAUACCAUGCCCCAAAUUAAUUUUGAAGAUUUGAGUAAUAUUAAACAACUGGAAGCUUUGUUUAGAGCGCAGACAUUAAUGGCUUUAAUUUCUCGUCAUAAUUCUCCUUAUCAUCAGCAGUGCUGUUUGAUGGCAUAUGCUUGUAUCGUCCGUAUCUGGCAG
Messenger RNA from Balearica regulorum gibbericeps (East African grey crowned-crane), 4023 nucleotides. The record is from RefSeq and is a predicted model, not a curated record. Lineage: Eukaryota; Metazoa; Chordata; Aves; Gruiformes; Gruidae.